This is a messenger RNA of Brachypodium distachyon (stiff brome), 1810 nucleotides long. RefSeq lists its product as uncharacterized. Bases 646 to 1635 code for a protein of 329 amino acids. The record is from RefSeq and is a predicted model, not a curated record. The transcript has 6 exons. NCBI's taxonomy places the organism in Eukaryota, Viridiplantae, Streptophyta, Magnoliopsida, Poales, Poaceae.
ACCGUUGGUGGGGGUCUCCUUUUAUACCGAAGGGGAUGCCACAGGUGCCACGGUGCAUGGGUGACAAAUGGCGAGAAAAGAACUCGGGCAGCUUGCCGUCGCUGCGCUGGCUUUCAUGCAGGAUGGGUAGCCCUGCAAAUAGGGUCCUACGUGCCUCGGAUUUACACCGGGCCAGUCACUGUAGGCUGACUGGAUGGGGAAUCCCCUUUCUGUCGGUGCAUGUAAUGCUUGAGUGUGCUUCACUCCUUGUCUUGGCAAACCCUGUGCACGGGGGGGCCGCCGAGCGGCCACGUGGUGUUGCUGUCCUGCCCACUCGGUCCCACUCCUGUAACGGGCGCCUGCGCCCGGGAACGCACUUCCCGGCAAGUAACCUUCCCGGGAAGCGCCCGUGCGGGAUUUCUCUUGCUGCCCUCCAGGGCAACCCCCGCAGCCCGGAUAGCCCUGCUGUGCUGGUGACUUGCCGGGCAGCUCGCGGGGUGCUGCCCGGGAUGCGAUCCUCCCGGCGAGCAAGCGAGGUGGCCCACGCGUCAUGCAGCGGUGGUACCCCGGGUGCCACUGGUGCGACAUGAAGAAAAUGGUGAUGAGCCAGGUCCUCUGGAACUUUGGAAGUGUACUCAUAACAAGGGAGGAAAAUGGUCAAAUGAGAUGGCUGAGCGAGUUUAUAGUAAUGCAUUGAAAAGGGUGGAGGGAGAAUCAGAAACCCUGAAACUUACAGUUGGUGAGGAAGAAAUUAUUUUCCAGAAUGUAUACAAGGAAACAACAGGAACCAAACCAACCAAGGUACUUGGUUGUGGAUACUUGGCGACGUAUCCAAGUAAAACCCAAGUGCUUCAAGAAAAAUUUGAUCGACAAGCACGCGAGGUUGAACAUUUAAAAGAACGGCUUGCAAAGGAAGCUGCUGACCGGGAAGCAUCAAGGGAAGAACUCAAAAACUCCCUUAGAGAAGAACUGACAAAAGAGUCCAAUGCUAUAAUGGCUAAGAACAUGGAAUUGGCUCUUGUACAGAAGAAUACACCUACAACCAUCAAUUUAACAGCAGCUGCAACUACGGGCAAUGAUGCAAACAAAAAUGUACCUGCGGCCGAUGAGGAUAGAAACGAUCUUGCGGCCAAUGGGAAUACAAAUGUACCUGCGGCCGAUGAGAUCACAAGUGAGACUGCGGCCAAUGGGAAUACAAAUGUACCUGCGGCCGAUGAGAUCACAAGUGAGACUGCGGCCAAUGGGAAUACAAAUGAGUCUGCGGCCAAGAAGAAUACAAUUGAUGCUACAACAACACCACAUACAGCAGACACGUUGCAAAAGACUGCCCCUACAACCAUCGAUGCAGCAGAACCUCCAGAUAGGAGCACUGAGGAGACCACUGAGGAUGCACCACCACCUACGAAUGAAGCACGACCACCGCAGACAUCAGAAAAACUGCAAGAGACACUGCCAUUGAACAUUGCGGGCAAAAAAAAUCGCAAUGGCAAAUUUGCGAAAUGUUCCAAGGGUCUGUUCAAGGGGGAUGGUAAGGAUGGUGCUAAUGUGGCACCUAACGCAUAUAUUAGUUCACAACAGCUGUUUCAACAUGCUAAAACGCGAUCAGCAUUAACGAAGAUGAAAAAACAGGAAGAUGUAUCUCGAAUGAGGCCAUAAGACUCAAGAUUGCUCAGCACCUGAAGGCAUGCCAUGUUUUUUAAUCUUGAUGAUCUGCCGUGACAUUCUUAGUUUCAUAGAUUGAGUUAGGAUAUUUUAAAGAGACUCGAUAUUUACAAGUAAUGUUUCAGUAUGGAUGUGCUCUUCUAUUAUUGUACGGUUUUGUAAUAGUGAA